GUGCACCGUAUAUUGCAACGCCUCUUAGCCAGCACCUUCACUCCUUCUCACUCUAUACCUACCAGUAAGCGACACUUCCACGACGAUUGUUCACAAUCUCCAUGCCUCCGCCAGAAGUGGUCAACGUCGUCCUUGCUGACCGCGCGACGGUGCUGUCGACCUUCGUUACGCAGAAGUCGUCCGUAGGAGAACUCCUUUCGUCGCUUCUUGAGGAGAAUGAGAGUGCAUUGAGAGAGGCGGCGGAGGUGGACAGAAUAAGUCCAAAAGAUUGGGCAGUUAUCAGGGUUACGGAGAGUGAGGAGGGUAGAGUGUGGAAAGAGCAAGUACUUGCAUCACUUCAUGAACAAGUCGUCCUCGACCCUUUCACCAUGGUAUCUUCCCUUGUCCAUCCUACAAUCAACUCAGAUUCGCAAGAUUCAUCGCGUGAUGCGAGCACAGACGCCCUUGCGACACAUCUUCAUAAACCAAAUUUCGCCCUAGUUCACACUCCAUCACUCCUGAGCCUCCGCCUGGCCAACUUGCCUUCAAUACCUCCAAAUGUUGAAGUGAAGGUGUAUGUUAUGCCGAAGAUGUCGGUUAACGAGGUGAUCGAUGGCGUCAAGGACCUGCUAGGUCUACGGACGAGUAUCGCCGAGGAGGGCAAAAGCACGCGGAGCAAGAUCACUUACGCCCUAUACAGAGUCGCAUCCGCUUCAAGCCGCGAGGAAUCUCACUUGCUCGCGGAAGCCGCACCCAUCCGCGCAUUUCUCCAAUGCGAGGAUAUCGUCGAACUCCGCGUCCCCGACUCCUUCUUCAACAAAAUGGGCACCCUUACAUCCUCCUUUACCAAAUACUGGUACGGUAUAUCCUCAACUACCUCCACGGCGUCUGCCGCACCUUCACGUCAAGGUACUGCAACCUCAUCCUUUUUCAACUACUUCUCAUCUUCCCAAUCCGAAGCGGGGGAUACCAUCCGCGCACGAGGGAUCUCUGCUCCUCUUGCUAUCGCGCCGGAGAAGAGUGGAGAGGGUACGGUUGCUAGUCGGAAGGUGGUGCACGUGAUGCAGAGGGGGAAUAAAGGCAAGGAGAAGGCAAGGUUGAGUCGGUUGUUUGAUUUUGGUGGUGGGGUUGAGGAUGGGCAAAACGUCCGUACAGAGGAAGAGGAUCCAGGGAAGGUUUGGAGUCCAGAAUCGGAGGAUCUACCCAUGCUCCCACCUGCCAUCUCGCCCGUUGAUGAGGCGGAGGCCGUGAUAUCUGAGGCUGAACGGAGAGAACUUGAGGCUGCUUUUGUGGGUUUGAUGCAAGAGUUGAAUUUCCGCUCUCCGGUCUUGGAGAACAUGAUGGCGUUGCCUCUCAGUCGGAAGAAGGUCUUGUUGGAGCAGCAUCAGUUGUCACAGCAAGUGAGUCCGACGACCGUUUCUUCAGCGGGUGAGACAAGGUUUUCAUUCGGUGGUGGGAGGACUAUGGUAAACACUGUGCAAAGCGAGGAUCUCCGCGAUGGCGGGUUGUCCGCAGCUUCGAGCGCACAACCCGCCAUCGCGGAGAUCCUCGACAACGCCGACGCAGACUCAGCACCCCAAACGCCGGUGUCAACUAUCUCCUCAUCCAGGUGGGGCAAUUCAGGUGGUCUGUUCGCCGGAUGGUGGUCCGGAACAGCAGCUGGUCCGAGUGACGACAGCCCUGAGUGGUUCGUGGGAAGGAUGGAACAGCGCAAUGCUUCGGCUGCGUCAUUGUCUAAGGACAUGAUAUCUCUCAGGGUCCUGUUGUCGACUGCAAGUUUACCGUGGUUGAGAGAGUUCUUGGAGGUACAUCCUGGGUUGAAAGCAUUGGAGGGUGUGCUUGAACGGAGUACAGCGAAGCGGAAGAGUACUACGGCUACCCCUGAAGUGGAGGAUCUCGAGGUGGUGCAGUUAGAGGUGGUGAAGUGUUUGCGUGUUAUCAUGAAUGUUGAGAAUGGGUUUAAGCAGGUGAUUGAGAAACCGACGCUCAUCACUGCUCUGACGGAGUGCUUUGUAACACCGAAUCCGAAGUUACAUGCGCUCGUUGGUGAUGUUCUUGCCGCUAUUUGUGUCAUGUCGUACCCGGCGGGUCAUGAGCUGGUGCUCGAUGCUCUUUUCUAUAUGAGCUUCAUGACCUCGGCUGUGUCGACUAUCAAGACCAACGUGACUACGGUUAAGAGCAUCGAUCGUCGGCCGCGGUUCGAGGGGUUCAUAACCUCUUUCACACCCGAAGCCAUCGAGAAUGAAGAUUAUGUUGACGUUCAUGUGUGGGAAUGGCGGCGUGCUGCUUGUACAUUGGUGAAUGCCUUGGUUACCACAAUCGAAACUGUCGAGGAGCGUGUGUUGCUACGUGCUGAGCUCGACCGCCGUGGUCUUCGGAGGACUUUCGGUGCAUUGCAGACUUUGGGUGCUCCUGAGGCGAUUCUAACUCAGAUUUCCUCUUUCUAUGCGGAAGAAGCAGAGGAUCAAGAGGAAAUUCGGAAGGUGAUCAUGUUUGAGCAGAUGGAGGCAGAUGGUUUAAGCGGUGACCUUUUGGGUCUUCUCAGGGUUGCGAAGGAGCGUGGGAUGCUACCUGAACUUGUUCGAGCUUUGGAAGGAAUCGUGUCCGCUGCGGUGGGUAAUGGCGAGAAUCAUGAGUUGAGGAGGAAAUGGGAUCUGCUGGAGAACUUCAUAGAGUGCUCGAAAGAGCUGAAGAGUGUUGACGAGGAGCAAUGGUCCGCUUUCAUGGUGGAGUAUCUGAAGUCGGUCCAGCACAUUGUCGGAAAGCAUGCGCUCAUCAAAGAACGUCGCGUUGCUCAUGCUGCUGAGGUACCGAGCAAUGUCUUCGAGGAGUUACUUGAGCUUGAGAAGAAGGUCGAGCAAACAUUGGCCGAAAAGGCAGAAGCUGAGAAGAACCUUGCUGAGAAGACUGCGGAGAUCAACGUCCUCAAGUCAAUCUCGCCCAAGACUGAUGCACAGCCUCGUGAGAACUUCUCCGGAGUCAUCCAGCGACUCGUACAGAAGGAGAAACAGGUCCUUGACCUUCAGAGCGAGAUCGACAAGUUAUCUUCGAAAGUCAUCGAUCGAGCGUCAAUGGAGGAGAAGAACAAGAAGGAGCGGUCUGAGCGAAGCAAACAAUGGUCGUCAAUGGCGGACGAAAUUGCUAAGCUGAAGAAUCAGGUGGCUGAGGUUACGAAUUUGGCUGAAGCUCGUGCAAAGGAAAUCACAUACCUGAAGCGAGCCUUGGAAUCCGUGUAUGCGCGUUAUCAGAAGGCCCUUGAUGAGAAGAUUGAUCACGAUGAUCAAUCACUGAGCGACGCUUUCUCUCCGGAGCCAACGAAAGGAACCUUCGAAGCUUUGGCACAGAAGGACCAGGAGAUUGCCCGUUUAACCGCUGUGCUGGAUGAGCUGCGGCAAGAUGUUAAGCGGAAUAUGAUUCCCAUGGAAGAGCUCAACACUCUCAGGCAGGCGUACAAUAGUGCACCUGAUAUCGAACAACAGAAGCCUAAGACUAUCAGAGGAGUUCCGCGACACCUUCGAGAAGGUACGCUGAGACGGCGGUACCCAAGUACUGUCAACUUUGCUCCUGAAGAGGAUGAAGCGUACGAGUCGCUUCUUUCUCCUACUGACGAAGCAGAAUCUCUGAUCCCUGGAGGAACGGUAUCUGGUGUGAUGCAGCGCCUUGCAGAGCCUCCUCAAAUCCAGAUCACAUCUGACGAGGAACUACAUGUGCAGUAUAAAGCUGUCCAGACCGACGUAGAUUCGUUAGACGCAAGGCACACGGACGUUCUGCCUCCUGUCUCUGCGCUUCUGGCCGAAAUUCGAGCUGCUCCACCUGCUCCACCGUUGCCUCCUUCACGGGGGUCUCUCUUCCCUGGCAGCCUUGCAGCACACCCGCCACCACCUCCUCCACUUCCAUCGCUUCCUCAGAGCGCCUCAGGAAAUGGGUUCAGUUCAAGCUUGCCACCACCACCUCCGCCCCCUGCUCCUCCUCCUCCUCCUCCUCCAAUGGUGAACGGUGCACCUGCUGCACCGCCGCCUCCUCCACCACCGCCCAUGCCGAACCUUCAUCGAUCAGCAUCGUUACCGACGCAUCUUCCUCAGAUUGCUGCUGGUUUCCCUCCGCCUCCACCUCCACUGCCUCCAGUGGCAGGCAGACGUCCUCCACCACCGCCUCCUCCUCCAGCUAAUAUCCAGAACAAUCUUCUGGGUAGACCAGCAAAGCCUCUCAAGCCCCUCUUCUGGAACAAAAUUGCCCCGCAAGAGAUUAGCGCGACUAUAUGGAAGGACAUAAAGCCGGACGGCGACUUGAAAGUCGAUCAAGUGAAGCAAGAGCUGGAUACUUUUUUUGGCAAGGAUGCGCCAGCACAUGCGCAGAAGGGUUCGGAAGUGUCGACGAAAUCUGCCUUCGCCAAGAAGACUCGGGUCACUCUUAUCGACCUCAACAGAGCGAAUACGUUGGCCAUCAUGCUUGCCAGGAUGAGGCUGCCGUAUCCGGUCAUUCGGGAGUCAUUGCUGCGGAUCGAUGAUACCAAAUUGAGCGUGGAAAAUCUGAAGGUAAUCAAGCAAUAUGCGCCAACGAUUGAGGAAAUGGAACUUGUCCGGGAUUACACGGGUGACGAAACAACCUUGGGUAACGCCGAACGCUACUUCAAGCAAGUCAUGACCAUCCCACGCCUGAAGGAACGCGUAAGUUGCAUGAUUUACCGACGCCGUUUCGCGACGGAGAUUGAAGAGUUACAACCGGAGCUUAUGACUUUGCACGAAGCAUGUCGUGAAGUCCGGAACGCAGCCAAGUUGAAGCAGGUUCUCUUCUCCGUUCUCGCUAUUGGGAAUUAUCUCAACGCAGCUUCCUUCCGUGGGAAUGCGUACGGCUUCCAGUUGGAGGCGUUACUUAAGCUGAAGGAUGUGAAAGCGAACGGGCCGAGUGCAAAGGCGACGCCGACGUUGUUGCAUUACCUCGCUCAUCUACUUGUUAAGCAGAAUCCGGACGCAUUGCACGUGCUGAAGGAGAUGCCCCAUCUUGAAGCUGCAGCUAGGAUCUCGUCGCAAACGAUCUUGUCGACCGUGAAGGGCCUGGGGACUGGACUUGUUGGCAUACAUGAAGAGUUCAAGGCAUUGAGGCGGAUGUGUGCAGCGCCUGAGGGUGAUGGAUUCGACAAGGUUAUGACCAAGUUCGUUGUUGAAGCUGAUUACACCAUGGAACAAGUCAACAAAGCAGCGGAUGAGGUUGAGAAGGAAAUGAAGGAGGUAAUGGGUUAUUACGGAGAAAACCCAGCGACUGUGAAAGUCGAGGAAUUUUUCGGAAUGGUAAUCGCUUUUGCACAGGCUCUAGAGAAAGCGAACCAAGAGAACUCCAUCAUGGAGGUGAAACUUCUGCGCGAGAAUGGCGCGAAGGAGGGUGCGAAGAACAAUCUUGGCGUUCCUUCACGAGAUAAUCGUCUGCGUAUACCAGGCAGGAGUGGAGAUUUUGAUAAUACACUUAGGGAACUACGGGGUGGCAGAAGGGUUAGACGAGAAGGAAGUCGGCCUAUUAGUCGGGUGUUCCUUGAUGGGUCGACUGCAUGAGAAAUGCAUGGAUAUAACGGGGACAAUGGAAAACUCGCCAGAGUUCAAGAUAGUGCAGUAAUGUCUUUCCGGAAACACAAACGCCAUA
Messenger RNA from Saitoella complicata NRRL Y-17804, 5613 nucleotides. Its product is annotated as FH2-domain-containing protein. The record is from RefSeq and is a predicted model, not a curated record. Gene Ontology annotation, molecular function: small GTPase binding; actin binding. Bases 102 to 5525 code for a protein of 1807 amino acids. The transcript is spliced from 3 exons. Gene Ontology annotation, biological process: actin cytoskeleton organization. NCBI's taxonomy places the organism in Eukaryota, Fungi, Ascomycota, Saitoellomycetes, Saitoellales, Saitoellaceae.